This is a messenger RNA of Carya illinoinensis, 2556 nucleotides long. RefSeq names its product bifunctional purple acid phosphatase 26-like. The record is from RefSeq and is a predicted model, not a curated record. Gene Ontology annotation, molecular function: acid phosphatase activity; metal ion binding; protein binding. Bases 674 to 2101 code for a protein of 475 amino acids. NCBI's taxonomy places the organism in Eukaryota, Viridiplantae, Streptophyta, Magnoliopsida, Fagales, Juglandaceae. The transcript has 9 exons.
GGAGUUUUCAUCCAAUCAAAAGGUUGAGCUGAUAGAACAGUACCUUCAUCAGAUUGAAUAUGCUGAGUCUGACAAUUCCCGUUGGACAGUCGCAGAAUCCUCUUUGAAGAAAGUUUCGUUCGUGAGUCUGCGGUCAAUCCUCGCUCCUUGCAAGGCUGCAACAAAGCAGUGACACAACAACAAACCUUUGGCUCCUAUUUUACGCUUACGCCCAUCGUCGCUUCCUGCAAUCUUACGCUACCAAAUCUCAUCAACACUUUAAUUAACCGUCAACGUACUGGCUAAGCCUUUUUCUCCUCCUUUCGGGUGUUCUGUUUCUAUUCUGUUUUUGAAGCAGCUAUUCUGUUUUAUUAUUUUCUUCCUCGUUCUGAUUAUCUAAUUGUAAUAUUUCUAGCUAAUUGUCAAUUGUUGUUCUACUCGAUCUUGUUUUGUUUCCUCGGGUUUGUCUGGUUUUCUGUUUUGAUGGGAUAUGGUUGUUAAAAACUGGGUUUAGUGGGGACUGAAGCAGUGGAAGGAAAACGGACGCCCGAGAACUGGAGUUUUUUCUCCCCUAUCAGAUGGGUGGGGAUUGUCCAGUUCAGGCCGUGAUUAUUUUUUCCCCUUUAAUUUUUACACUCGUUGCCCGUUGGAUUUGACCAAAUUGGCUGUUGUACAGGCUGAGUGAAGAAUAGCAAUGCUGUUGGCUUUUGGGGUGCGCUUGUUACUGUACCGCCUUCUAUUUCUAAUAUGUAUCAUCUUAAGAUCUGUGGGACAAGGGAAUGCAGGAAUCACAAGCACUUUUAUUCGUUCUGAAUGGCCAUCGGUUGAUAUCCCUCUUGAUAAUGAAAUCUUUUCAAUCCCAAAAGUUCAUAACGCCCCACAACAAGUGCAUAUCACUCAAGGUGACUAUGAUGGAAAGGCUAUAAUAAUUUCAUGGGUUACAAUUGAUGAACCAGGAAACAGCAAAGUACAAUAUGGCACAUCAAAGCAGAAAUAUGAUUUUACUGCCGAUGGCACAGUGAAAAACUAUACCUUUUCAACCUAUAAGUCCGGCUACAUUCAUCACUGCCUUGUUGAUGGCCUUGAGUAUAACACGAAGUACUACUACAAGGUUGGAGUUGGUGAUUCUUCUCGUGAAUUUUGGUUUCAAACACCUCCAAAUAUUGAUCCAGACGCUUCCUAUACUUUUGGAAUUAUUGGUGAUUUGGGUCAAACGUAUAAUUCUCUUUCCACUCUUGAGCAUUACAUGCAGAGUGGGGGACAGACUGUCUUAUAUGUUGGUGAUCUCUCUUAUGCUGAUAGAUAUGAAUACAACAAGAUUGGUAUUCGAUGGGACGCAUGGGGCCGUUUUAUUGAGCGAAGUACUGCAUAUCAGCCAUGGAUUUGGUCAGCUGGGAAUCAUGAAAUAGAGUACAUGCCAAAUGUGGGAGAAGUUCUGCCUUUCAAGUCAUAUCUACAUCGAUUUGCUACACCCAAUAUAGCAUCACAUAGCACCAGUCCUCUCUGGUAUGCUGUUCGAAGGGCGUCUGCACAUAUUGUUGUCCUAUCCAGCUAUUCUCCAUUUGUGAAAUAUACACUUCAAUGGAGUUGGCUGCAAGAAGAGCUAAAAAGAGUGGAUAGGAGGAAGACGCCUUGGCUUAUUAUUCUCCUGCAUGUGCCCAUCUACAGUAGUAACUCAGUCCACUAUAUGGAAGGUGAAAGUAUGCGAGCUGUCUUUGAGAGAUGGUUUGUCUGUUAUAGAGUUGAUUUCGUAUUUGCUGGCCACGUUCAUGCCUAUGAAAGAUCGUAUCGCAUCUCGAAUAUACAUUACAAUGUGUCAAGCGGUGACCGUUAUCCUGUACCUGAUGAAUCAGCUCCAGUGUACAUAACUGUUGGGGAUGGAGGAAAUCAGGAAGGUCUUGCUGGAAGGUUUUGGGACCCACAACCAGAUUAUUCUGCAUUCCGUGAAGCCAGUUAUGGUCAUUCUACAUUGGAGAUCAGGAACAGAACCCAUGCGUUUUACCAUUGGAAUCGAAAUGAUGAUGGGAAAAAAGCAGAGACAGAUUCAGUAACAUUUUACAAUCAGUACUGGACAAGCAAUAAGCGGAGGAGGAGAUUAAAGAAAAGUCAUUGUAAGCUGUAGGAGAAAUCAGCUGCUGAAAUAGUUGGAUUAAGAUCUGUCGUUCCUUGAAUCUAUUCAAUUACAUUUACGGAUCUGUUGGUGCAAGCAGUCUGGGACUACUCUUUCCACUGCAAAGAUUUGCCACGACAAAUGCCGGGUGACGGGCUGUAUUAUCAAUUGUACCUUAUUUUCUUGGAUGAGUAAGAUAUAUAGACAGUUUAGUCAAAGGAAAUUUUGGUAUUCAAUGUCCAUGGAAAACCAUUCAAGCAUGUGAAUUUUAUACGAAAUAUAGCAAAGAAGUUCAUAGUGUUCCUGUUGCAUAUGAAAUGAGUUGGUUUGGGUUCCUGUUAACAGGAUACCUUGUAGGGAGUUUCAGAAAGUGAAGUACGAGUUUAAUCCAUUUUUAUGGAAAUGGCAGAGCACAUUCUUGAUGACUUUACUGUAAUAUUAAUCCACUGGUUGCAUUCCUGGGGAAA